Molecule: messenger RNA, 3005 nt
Organism: Lytechinus variegatus (green sea urchin)
Lineage: Eukaryota; Metazoa; Echinodermata; Echinoidea; Temnopleuroida; Toxopneustidae
Product: DDB1- and CUL4-associated factor 11-like
Exons: 15
Coding region: 159-1772 (537 amino acids)
Biological process (GO): proteasome-mediated ubiquitin-dependent protein catabolic process
Cellular component (GO): Cul4-RING E3 ubiquitin ligase complex
Molecular function (GO): protein binding
Source: RefSeq, a predicted model, not a curated record
UUAACUUUAGCGAUCGAUUGCGUAUAUCGUAAACAUGUCUUGUGGUUGGCUGUCGUUUUCUGGUGGACGUUAUUUUGCAACUCGUACUUUCUACGAAGUGAGAUUGGUUUUGCCAUUUUAGGAUCUCCAUUAAUUUUGCAGAUGAAAGGAAACAGUUGAUGGGUUCGAGAGAAUCUUCACAUGUAGCAGAAAGGAGAACCAUGGCUGAUGAAUCCGAAGAUUAUUCGGCAGUGCUUGCUUACCUGCUCAGAAGUGGUCAGAUCCGACUGCUCUCUCCCCAUUCUGCUGGUUUUCUAGACGAUAGUGAUGAUGAUGAUUAUAUUGAAUGUUGUCCUGAAAGCGAUCCUUCACCUGACACAAGCAAGAUUGAUACGAGUGAUUUGAAACAGGAGAUGCUGAUUCAAGCAGGCAUUACCCAUAAUGCAUCACUCCCAACAUCUCAUGUCACGCAGAUGCUUCACAAGAGGCAACUUGGAAACUGUUGCAGGAAAGGAUUUACCCAUAAUGACCGCUCUCAGGUUGGGGCAGUUUUUCUACCAAAUCACCAGCGAACUGUUGCUCACUUUCCUGCAAAGGUUUUCUGUGGAACAUAUUCUAUGGAUGGUUCUGUCUUCUUAUCAGCUUGUCAAGAUCAGGUUAUUAGGAUAUAUGAUGUCAAGAAUGGAUACUUUAAGAAAUUUAAAGAAAUCAGAGCUAGAGAUGUAGGAUGGAGCGUUCUAGAUACAGCCUUCAGUCCUGAUGGCAACUACCUCAUAUAUUCUAGCUGGUCUGAUUGUGUACACCUAUGUAACAUCUAUGGUGAUUACGAUACACACACUGCCCUCAACCUGCAUCCAUCAACAGAGGGCCAUUUCUGUGCCUUCUCUGUCCAGUUUUCUAAUGAUAAUAAAGAGAUAUUGGCUGGAGCCAAUGAUGGUUGUUUAUACAUCUAUGACAGAGAAAAGAAUGAUAGAACAUUGAGGAUAGAGUCACAUGAAGAUGAUGUGAAUGCAGUAUGUUUUGCUGAUAGUUCAUCACAGAUCUUAUUUUCUGGUGGAGAUGAUGGUCUGUGUAAAGUCUGGGAUCGACGCACAUUAAGUGAUUCUAACACCAAACCUGUAGGAACUCUAGCUGGUCAUAUGGAUGGUGUUACUUACAUUGAUUCAAAGGGUGAUGGUCGUCAUCUGAUAACCAAUUCCAAAGAUCAAUCUAUAAAGCUAUGGGACAUGAGGUGCUUCUCACCUAGCAAUGUAGUGGAGGCAAGCCGACGAGCAGUUGCUCAACAGCACUGGGAUUACAGGUGGCAGCAAGUACCAAAGAAAUCCAAGAGAAAGAGAGGAGUGAAAGGAGACACGUCACUGAUGACCUACCGAGGUCACGGGGUUCUCCAUACAUUAUUGAGGUGUCGGUUCUCUCCUAAAUUCUCCACUGGACAGAGAUAUGUGUAUUCAGCUUGUGCAACUGGAGCCAUUGUUAUUUAUGAUAUCUUAACAGGCAAAGUAGUGAGCAAGUUACCUGGUCAUAGUCAGUGUGUCAGAGAUGUAUCAUGGCAUCCGUAUGAAAACAAGAUAGUUAGCUCAGGGUGGGAUGGUAGUCACAUGAUACAUUAUUACAAGAGAGCUCGUAACUAUGAAGAUGAUGACUCUUCAGAUGAGGAUUACUAUCCUGAAUCAAGCAGUGAUGACGAUGAUGAUGAAGAUGAUAUCUUUGAACCAUUGAGACAUCCUAGGAGACGUCGUAGCAGACGCUUGGCAGAACAACGUAGACAGAGAUCACAUAUCGGAUGCCUUUGAUAACAGUUAUAAUGAAUGUUUUUACAGAUAUGUGGUUACUGCCAGGGUUGUGAGCAUAUCAAGACUGUUACAGCAGUACUUCACCAAGUUGCAAUUCAUUUUAAAUCAUGUAUAUUUGAGCGAGUUGCAGUGGAGAUCAUUGAAUAUGAUGACUAACAAUUGUUGCCUUAAAUACUCUGAUUCACCAACUUGAAUCAAAUCAUGAGUGAUGCAAUACCCUUGUAUGCACAGCACUACUUGGCAGAUUUGUGAGGAUGGGGAUGUUUGUGUCUGUCUCAUUCGAUGCUAUAAACAUAGCAAGUGCUGAUAUGUUGUCCUUAUGUUAUACUCCUUUGUAUCAUACCCAUGAUUAACACUGUAGCCAUGCAGUGAUGAAUGGGUAAUUUCAUUCAUGUCCAUAAAGGUUGAUGUACAUUGUUGAAAAUCUAAUCUGACGAAGCUAAAUUUUUGUGUGAACAGACCGUCCAAUUGGCUGAUUCAACACCAUGCUGAAUCAAGGAGUGUUUAUGCUUUUCUUUCAGCCUUUUCAGGUGACAAUCUGAAUGAUAAAAGGUGUUGUCAAUAAUUAUGGUGUUACAUAACACAGAUCAAUGAAUUAAAAGUACCAUUACACAUAAUGGCUUAUGAAUGUAUUUGGAUAAACAUUCAUCUCUUCAUGGGAGCGUUAGUCAAUACCUCCUAUAUCCUAUAUAGAUAGAUGUUUCUAAACUGUUUAGACUUGUCACACUUUUGUAAAUCUGUUUUCAGAUUAAAUGGUCUUCACUCCUUCCAUCCAUUAUCACAGAGAUAGUGGAAUGGUUUGGAACGUGUGUGUGUAGUGGGGGGGGGGGGAUGGGGGACUGAACAUUUGUGGUUACUGUACCUCCAGUUCUACAGCAUUGUAUUUCAUUGCAAUGGGUUAAAUGUUAUUUAAUUUAGGUAGCAUUUAAAGGGAAAGUCCUCUCCUAUUGAUUUUCAAAUAUAUGCAUUCUGCAAUGCGUCCACUAAUUUGAACAAUAUUCAUUUGUACAAACAAGUGGACCUUAAGAUCAAAAUUGAUUUCUUUGUAAAUUUUUAUAGAUAAUUUCUUAUACAUGACUAUAGCUUGAAAUAUGAUAAUGACAUUCAUAGCCAGGGGGAUGAUGACAUGCUUCUGUAAUCCAGCACAAGCCUGCAAAUGAAUCGGUUGAUAAUGGCUCAAAGCUUGGUCCUGUUUAUUUAUACCAUGUGUUUAAGUCCAGUCGUACAUGUUAU